GCCACCAGUGGUUGUCUGCGUCAGGACGGGGGUACGGAACUGCUGAAGGGCUGACGAGCAGUAACGAAGAUGGAGGAAAAUGUGGACGUCAGACGGAGGCUGUAAAGUCGAGGCGGCGAAGCUGACAGCGGCGAUACUUCCAGUCUCCCUGUAAGUCGAGAAGUAUAUGAAGACGUACGGAGGAGGCGCAGGAAGGUAGCGCGUGCAGGCAGAGCUGGGGAGGUGGUAGCUGCUGGCCUUUCUGGAGAGGGAAAACAACAUGGCUGCGGUGGAGCUCGAGUGGAUCCCAGAAACACUGUACAAUACCGCUAUCUCGGCUGUGGUGGACAACUACAGUCGAUCGAGGAGGGACAUACGCUCGCUUCCAGAAAACAUACAGUUCGAUGUCUACUACAAGCUCUACCAGCAGGGCCGGCUCUGCCAGCUUGGAGGAGAGUUCUGUGAGCUGGAGGUGUUUGCUAAAGUACUGCGGGCUUCAGACAAAAGACACCUCCUGCACCACUGUUUUCAAGCCCUAAUGGACCAUGGAGUUAAGGUGGCCUCAGUUUUGGCGAACUCCUUUAGCCGUCGUUGCUCCUACAUUGCCGAGUCUGAUGCCCACGUCAAAGAGAAGGCCAUCCAGUUUGGCUUUGUGCUGGGUGGCUUCCUGUCUGACGCUGGCUGGUAUGGAGAUGCAGAGAAGGUGUUUCUGUCCUGCCUGCAGCUGUGCACACUCCACAGUGAGGUCCUCCACUGCUACAGGGCCAUAGAAUGCUGUGUCAGGCUGCUUCAUGUCCGCAACGGCAACUGUAAAUACCACCUCGGCGAGGAGACCUUCAAGCUGGCUCAGUCCUACAUGGAUAAAUUAGCCAAACAUGGCCACCAGGCCAACAAGGCAGCGCUGUAUGGUGAGCUCUGUGCCUUGCUCUUUGCUAAAAGCCACUAUGAUGAGGCUUACAGGUGGUGUAUAGAAGCUAUGAAAGAAAUAACUGCAGGACUUCCUGUCAAAGUAGUGGUUGAUGUUCUUCGGCAAGCAUCCAAGGCCUGUGUAGUAAAGCGAGAGUUCAGGAAAGCUGAGCAGCUGAUCAAACACGCAGUCUUUCUAUCAAGAGAACAUUUUGGACAUAAGCAUCCCAAAUACUCUGACACACUGCUAGAUUAUGGAUUUUACUUAUUAAAUGUAGACAACAUUUGCCAAUCAGUUGCUAUUUACCAGACAGCACUUGACAUCAGACAGUCUGUAUUUGGAGGGAAGAACAUCCAUGUUGCCACAGCCCACGAAGACCUCGCCUACUCCUCCUAUGUGCACCAGUACAGCUCUGGGAAAUUUGACAAUGCUCUAUUUCACGCAGAACGUGCCAUAGACAUCAUAACUCACAUUCUGCCUGAGGAUCAUCUUCUGCUAGCUUCUUCCAAGCGAGUCAAAGCUUUGAUCCUGGAAGAGAUUGCCAUUGACUGCCACAAUAAAGAGACAGAGGAGCGCCUUCUGCAGGAGGCUCAUGACCUGCACCUGUCCUCACUGCAGCUGGCUAAGAAGGCCUUUGGGGAGUUCAAUGUCCAGACAGCCAAACACUAUGGCAACCUAGGAAGACUCUACCAGUCCAUGAGAAAGUUUAAGGAGGCAGAGGAGAUGCACAUAAAAGCCAUUCAGAUCAAGGAACAGCUUCUGGGCCAUGAGGACUAUGAGGUGGCUCUGUCUGUAGGACACUUGGCCUCCCUGUACAACUAUGACAUGAACCAGUAUGAAGAUGCAGAGAGGCUCUACCUCCGCUCCAUUGCUAUCGGUAAAAAGCUUUUUGGAGAGGGGUACAGCGGACUGGAGUACGACUACCGAGGCCUCAUCAAGCUCUACAACUCUGUGGGAAACUACGAGAAGGUGUUUGAAUACCACAAUGUGCUGUCCAACUGGAACCGGCUGAGGGAUCGUCAGUUUGCUGUGGCAGACGCCUUGGAAGAUGUCAACACCACCCCCCAGCAGACCCAAGAGGUGGUCCAAGCGUUCCUACUGGCCCAAAGCCUGAGCCCCUCACGCCCCUGUCUGGGCUGAUGUUUGCCUGUUUGUUAUGCGCAUUUUGAUUAAGUGUGAGGCAGGACCAGGUGGGUUUAAACCCACCUCAUAAGGACACGUGUGGCUUCAGUUGGAUACAGUUUAACAGUAAAACACAACCCGUGCAUCAACUGCAGCAGCCAGACACACAGAGACACAAAGACAGUUUCAUUGAUUGAAAACAUGAAACAAGACUGGGCGGGAAACACACCCAACCUUCUGUAAGGCAGAUGAAAGCUGACCUCUCACUCACCUUCUUUAACUUUUCACUUCUUAACUUUUCACACUGGAAUAGAAGGAUGUUUCUGCUUCUGUAUUUGAACCAGUGUAACGUCAAAUACCACAUAACUCCCGCUCAGACCCAGUCCUCCAACGUGCACCACAGUAUCCGGAUCCCGUGUGAGCGUCAACUCCCACUCAACAUCAUCAUUUGGAUGAGAGACGGCUGACUAUGUUGUUGACCCUAGUCAACCUGUUGUGAACUGAUGCAGCAGAUUGUACGGUUGGGUUUUAGGAAACUAAAGUGGACUUUAUCAGACAAGUGUUGAGAAGAAUUUGGGUGGAGAGAUUACAAACAGUGGAAUGUGCUAAACCAGUAGUAAACUGUUACACAAAUACCAGGCCUCACAGGUCUUGUUUUCAGUUAAUGGUAUAUUUUCUUUUCUCCAGCUUAGUACUGACAUAGCAUAAUAAAAAUGCCAAUAAUUUAUGUGCAGUGGUGUAUGAUAAUGUAGCUAUCUGUUUCUGCUUUUAUUCCUGCGUGAGGUAUGACUUGUAAAGGAACGACUCGUAUUUGAAUGACAAGGGUCAUGGACAGGAGCGAGAAGAGGGAGGUGCCAUGUGUAGUUUGUUUGUGUGAGUGUGUGAGUGUCCACAGAGACCUGGAUGCCCGAGGGCUCCGCUGAUGACUACCAGCCUUACACCAGCUUACAGUUAACUGUAGAUGGACCCAUACUUUAAGUGCUAUACUAGUAAACCCUUAAGGGCACUACAAUGGGGACCAAGAUUGUGUUUGUGUGCCUCCUUCUGUCCAGCCCAGUUUUGCUUUUUUGAGGUUCUUCUCACAUUGUCUGACUUGUUUAACAACAUGUAGACCAUCGCUCUGAACCGAGAUGUGAAAAAAAUCUGUAUCCAACCAAUAAUUAUAUGUCUUAAUUUGGUAACGCAGUGAUGCUCACUUUGUAAAGAUGACCACACCUGCUGGUCUACAUCGGCUCCCUCACAUUUCAAAGUAAAACAUUUCCAGUGCAGUGUUUUCCCCAACCAGUUUGCUUGUGACUAUGGCCAAACGUAUUCCAGAUGGUAAGGUUAUGUAAUAUUGUAAAGUUUUGUAAAUUUUCUGUUUUAUAGAUUUUACACAAAUGUUCACAGUUUAUGGUUUAUGUAAGAUACAGAGCUACAGUAUGAAUUUUACAGCUUCAUGGUAACAUCGGGUCAGACAACAACUCACAACUGAUAUAAUCGCUUUGACGCGGGGGGGUGAUACUUCAAGUGUUGCCUUUUUGUGUGCUUCAUAUACAAAAACCCUUUAUCUGUGAACUGGAACUGUGAGCAUAUCAAAUUAGGACAUUGGUUGUUCAUAAACCUUACUCACGGAGGGUGAGGCCAUAGUGAGGCAUUAGUUUCUCGACUCUAGGCGAUGUGAUGCCUUUGGUGAAUACCCCAAAGUUUUGUAAUGAAUGAAGACAAUGAGCUUUGCCUUGCUGUUGCUUCCGUGCUGUCUGACGUCUCCCUUACUAGCAGUAAAGUGACUACAGUGGCUCCAGCUGAGGAGGUCCAGCCUUAUAGCACCCUUACAGGAUGCUCAGCUACACCCUUGGUGCUUGGCUUCAACUAUUGCACACCACUCGUCACCUAUCUACUUACUAACACAAAUCCUUGUCUUGGUGACAGAAGACUUGACUGGGAUAUGUGUGAAGUAAUGCUCCAACAAAGACACGUUAGGAUCGCUGGCAGAGACAUGUUCUCAGGGAGAACCUGAGCUGCAGACAGGCCUAACUGUUGGGGAUCAUGAUGAUUAUUCUGUCUUGAAGGAGGUUUGCUGAGAUAGAUGAGCUCAACAAAGCUGUGAUCUGUUUGCAACAGCCCUCUUUGUUUCUCAGGUGAGAUGACACCAAAUGUGAUGAGCGGAUGUUUCACUGUUGUCUGUUACUGCUUCACGGUUAGCUGCAAAACAUUAAAACAUAUAUCAUUGAUCACAA
Betta splendens (Siamese fighting fish) is the source of this 4227-nucleotide messenger RNA. It is a transcript of the gene appbp2, whose product is annotated as amyloid beta precursor protein (cytoplasmic tail) binding protein 2. The record is from RefSeq and is a predicted model, not a curated record. The coding region runs from base 260 to 2026 and encodes 588 amino acids. Gene Ontology annotation, molecular function: protein binding. Gene Ontology annotation, biological process: intracellular protein transport. Lineage: Eukaryota; Metazoa; Chordata; Actinopteri; Anabantiformes; Osphronemidae. The transcript is spliced from 13 exons.